CACCACUCUGGGUGCGUGUGGCUGGCAGGGAGGAGCGGGUUGGUGAGCGCAGGGUCAUUGGGUGAGCGGUACACUGACGGAGAAAUACGACUGGAAUAUGGGCCAGUGUUUACAUCGUUGCCAGGACCACGUGGCACGACAACCACCGCCACUGCUCCACCAUUCCACCUUUCCACCACACGCCACCUGAGUCAGCUUCUAUAACGUUGUGGUGACUGCUUGUUGGGUGACGCCGACCAGGUGGUGGGUACCUGUCUUGUGGCCACACCAACACUAUGCAAAGUGUGGCGCGGCCCAGCACGGCAGGCCUGCGAGGAUCCUAUAGCGAGGGAAACUUGACUGAUCCGGAGAUGUACGGGACGGGCGUGGAAGGACUGCGGGGUAUGGGCGGGUCUGCUCCUUGGCUGGUGGACAAUAGAAACACAAGACUGAACGCUGCGCAGAACAAGUAUUUGCAGUCCAACUCCUCAAUCUUCGGCGAUGAUAGAGGGCAUCACGCUAUCAAGGUGCAGAGGAGCAGGCAGACCAUGCAGGACCUUCAGAAGCAGAUGGCGGAGAGGGCGGAGGCCAAGCGAUGGGAACAGGAGGAGGAGGAGAGACUGUAUGCCGCCAUGAACGUCCCCACCGCGGUACACCCCAACCCAGGACUGGUUCGGGACACGGCUGCAGUGGUGGAGGACAGAGGAGGGUAUUAUGGAGGUUAUGAAGACUAUGGAGGAGGUUACAACAUUGGCGACAACUUAGGAGGAGGAGGAAACGGCUACGUGCCAUCUGGGUACGGAGACUAUGCUGUCCCACGUCGUCCUCCUCGAGCCCACGUCUCCAUGACUUCUGACGAGGUGGAAGUGAUGCGAGCAGAGGCGGCAGACCAGCUUCGAGGGGACUUACAGUGGCAGGUGCAGAUGAAGAAACAGCUGGAGGAGGAGAGGAGGCAGAAGGAGGCACUGGAGGACCAACUGCUGGAGGAGAACGCAAGACAGCAGCAGGAGAGAAUGCAGCAGGAGUACCAAGCAGAACUGGACCAGAGGAGGAGGAAAGAGGAGGAGCAAACCAGACGAAGAGACGCACAGCUGAGACAAAUGGAUAUGAUGAAGCAGAGAAUGGAGGCCGAGAAGAGGGAGAAGAUGGAGAGGGCGAGAAGACUGGCUGACCUGUCGAACAACACCGCUCCUCCACCGCCGCGGGAGGACUUCGGGAGGGACGCCAGACAGAUCAAACCUGCAGGAGGCGCCGGAGGAGGGAAAGGAUCCAAAGGCUCAGUUAAGGAUGAGUUUGGCUUCGAUGCGCUAAAGUCAGACUCGGCGUUCUUAGCUGCUCAAAAACCCAAUAAAUUCUUCGACAGCCCAAGCAUGCCAGUCAAAGUGCCUACGAACAAUGACAUUCGCAAACGUCCAAAGCCGCUCACACCAGCUACUGAGGCACCACGGAAGGCUAACAAUCGUGACGGGUGGCCUCCGCGCGCGCCGCCUCAAGCACACCAGCAGUCUUCACUCACUCCACACUACCAGCAGCCAAACCGACAUACCGCCGUGCCCUUCGACUGGAAAAUACAAGUGGAUGAACCGAGUCAGGAGGAAAAGAGGAAGCUGGAGCAGAUGUCACAGAGGGAGAUAGGGCAGUUUCAGGAGCGCAACACAGACGUCAUGAGUCAGCUGACGGCCCUCAAGACAGACCUCAAGGCGAGUCACCACUGAUCAUGUUACUUCCCUUACGUCCUGGCAACCAAACUUCCCUUUAUCCUGCUGCUGCUACUACUACUACUACUACUACUACUACUACUACUACUACUACUACUACUACUACUACUACUGCUACGACUUUUGUUAUAAUUAUUGUUCCUAAUGCUACUGCUGCUACUGUUGCUGUUAGU
This is a messenger RNA of Portunus trituberculatus (swimming crab), 1870 nucleotides long. RefSeq names its product centrosome and spindle pole-associated protein 1-like. The transcript is spliced from 13 exons. The coding region runs from base 276 to 1694 and encodes 472 amino acids. NCBI's taxonomy places the organism in Eukaryota, Metazoa, Arthropoda, Malacostraca, Decapoda, Portunidae. The record is from RefSeq and is a predicted model, not a curated record.